AUGCCCUCACCAGACGAACCUGCCACCCAUCGUCUCCUUGGUCCGACCGAGAAUGGAGACCGCUAUGAGCUCACCAGCCCAACCGCCCUCCCCAAGGCCGGCGGCUUUCUUUGGAAUAAGACGAUGAUGAUCCACCUCACCUGCCGCGGCCACGCCACCGCGCAGUUCAUGCAGCCCGAGCCGGCCAAGUACUCGCACGCGCCCAACAUCGAGGCCAGGACAUUCAUGCAGCCGGAGCAGAACUAUUAUGCCCAUCACCCAGGCCGCUUCGUGUACGUCAAGGACGAGGAGACGGGGUUGGUGUUUUCUGCGCCCCAUGAGCCUGUGCGGGCCACGUCGGAGCGGUUUGUGUUUUCUGUGGGGAAGAGCGAUGUCUCCUGGACGGUCGAGGGGCUGGAGGGGGUGAGGGUGGAGAUGGUCUUGACACUGCCGACGCAUGAUGUGGUUGAAUUGUGGACUGUGAGGGUUACAAAUACUUCGUCGGCGUCAUCGUCGUCGCCCUCUCGUAAGAGGAAGAUCAGUGUCUACCCUUACUUCACGGUCGGGUAUAUGUCGUGGAUGAACCAGGGCGCAGAGUAUAGAGAGGACUUGGUUGGGAUCGUUGCGAGCAGCGUGACGCCGUAUCAAAAGGCAGAGGACUACCCCAAAAACAAGACCCUCAAGGACAAGACCUAUUUUCUCUGCAGCGUCCCACCGACCUCGUGGGAAGCCCGGCAGGAGGCUUUCGAAGGAGAAGGCGGCCUCCAUGCGCCAUCGGCAAUCACCGAAGCCUCAGAGUUGCAGAGAAGCGACGCACGGUACGAGACACCUGCAGCGGCUGUCCAGUACCGUCUCGACCUUGCGCCCGGUCAGAUCCAGACAUACCAUUUCCUAUUCGGCCCCGCCCUAGACGACGCCGAGAUCCAGGCCGUGAGGAACAAGUACCUUUCCGAGGAGGGCUUCUCGGCAGCCUCCAGUGCGUUCCAGGCCUACAUCCGCGAGGGCGCAGGCUGUCUCAGCAUCCACACGCCGGACCCCCACCUCGACGACUUUGUCAACAACUGGCUCCCUCGACAGGUGUUUUACCACGGCGACGUGAACCGCCUGACGACGGACCCGCAGACGCGCAACUAUCUCCAGGACAAUAUGGGCAUGGCGUACAUCAACCCGCCCGUAGCCCGCAGGGCCAUCGUGACAGCCCUAUCGCAGCAGGAGAAAACAGGCGCCAUGCCGGACGGCAUCCUGCUCCUCCCUGGCGCGGAGCUCAAAUACAUCAACCAGGUCCCGCAUACGGACCACUGUGUCUGGCUGCCGGUCGCCCUCGAGGUGUACCUAAAUGAGACGGCCGACUUCGACCUGCUUGGAGAGAGCAUCACAGAUGUACAUGGCAACACCCUGACCGUGCUGGAGCGCAUGUGCCGCGCCAUGGACUGGCUGCUCUCGGACAAUGCUCGAGACCACCGCGGCCUAAGUUACAUUGCCCAGGGUGACUGGUGCGACCCGAUGAACAUGGUCGGGCUCAAGGGGAAAGGCGUGUCUGGCUGGCUGACUGUGGCAACGGGGUACGCUGUAAAGCUCUGGGCGGAUCUCUGCUCACAAGUUGGCAGAUCAGACCUGGCUGAGAGAUACAGAGAAGGGGUCAAAGAGGUGAAUCAGGCUGCCAACAAGUACCUCUGGGACGGAGAGUGGUUCGCACGUGGCAUCACGGACGACGGCGUGUCAUUUGGUGUCAAGGACGACGCAGAAGGGAGGAUCUGGCUGAACCCACAGGCCUGGUCAAUCCUGGGAGGUGCUGCUGCUGCGCAUGAAACGCAGAUCGACAAGAUGCUGUCGCGCGUGGACGAGAUGCUGGGAACGCCAUACGGCGUGCUGAUGUUCUGGCCUCCGUUCAGCGGGAUGCGGGACGACAUUGGACGGGUGACACAGAAGUUCCCCGGCCAGGGCGAGAAUGGCGCCGUGUAUAAUCAUGCUACGGCGUUUUAUAUCCACGCUCUGUACAGCAUCGGCCAAGCGGAUCGCGCGUAUCAGCUGCUUAGGCAGAUGCUGCCUGGGCCGGGCCAGGAGGACUAUAUGCGUAGGGGACAGCUCCCUGUGUAUAUUCCGAAUUACUAUCGAGGUGGUUGGAAAGAGAUUCCAGACAGGGCUGGACGUUCCAGUCAGCUGUUCAAUACCGGGACCGUGUCGUGGGUGUAUAGGAGCUUCAUCGAGGGUCUCUGCGGCCUUCGUGGUGAUGCCAAAGGGUUACGUGUGGAGCCACAGCUGCCGACAGGUUGGGAAAGUAUGAGGGCGGUACGGACGUUCCGUGAGGCUUACUUCCACGUGAACAUCCGCCGCGGUAAUGUGAAGACUGUCGAGGUUGUGUUGGAUGGUGAAAGGUUGCCCGAAGCCUAUAUUAGCAACGUCCAAGCUGGAAAGGAGUACCAGGUGUUGGUCACAGUACCACACAAGUAG
Messenger RNA from Cryphonectria parasitica EP155, 2430 nucleotides. Its product is annotated as family 94 glycoside hydrolase. Lineage: Eukaryota; Fungi; Ascomycota; Sordariomycetes; Diaporthales; Cryphonectriaceae. Gene Ontology annotation, molecular function: carbohydrate binding; hexosyltransferase activity. Gene Ontology annotation, biological process: cellulose catabolic process. The transcript has a single exon. The record is from RefSeq and is a predicted model, not a curated record. The coding region runs from base 1 to 2430 and encodes 809 amino acids.